Molecule: messenger RNA, 973 nt
Organism: Megalobrama amblycephala (Wuchang bream)
Lineage: Eukaryota; Metazoa; Chordata; Actinopteri; Cypriniformes; Xenocyprididae
Gene: ccl20b
Product: chemokine (C-C motif) ligand 20b
Exons: 4
Coding region: 97-390 (97 amino acids)
Biological process (GO): positive regulation of ERK1 and ERK2 cascade; cellular response to tumor necrosis factor; immune response
Cellular component (GO): extracellular region
Molecular function (GO): CCR chemokine receptor binding; chemokine activity
Source: RefSeq, a predicted model, not a curated record
CAGUCAAGUCCAACAUAAGCUCUUCUUUCUCUGUGUGGAUUACCGCUCUCUUAAAAAUACCCUUAUGAGAUACUGGACAACUUCCAAAGUUCGAAGAUGGUAAAACUGUGUAUUUUGACGUUGGUUACACUCCUCCUUUUUCAGGUGGAGACAGACGCAGCCACCUGCUGCCUUAGUUAUACUAAACACCCCAGACGCUGUGCAGUUCUGAAAGGCUAUGAUAUCCAGGGCAUAACUGGCGGCUGUGAUCUUGCAGCUAUUAUCUUCCACACCGAAAGAGGAAGAUUAAUCUGUGCUGACCCCACACAACCUUGGACACAAAAAAGAGUCGAGUGCCUAAAGAUGAAAGCAGCAAAUGUGAAGAAAAUCAGCUCUACGAAUUACUCUUAAGAACACAAAAAUUACUUCUGAAGAUCUUUCUAUAUAUAUAUAUAUAUAUAUAUAUAUAUAUAUAUAUAUAUACACAUAUAUAUAAUUAUAUUCUUUAUUGGCAUUACUUAAUUGCACUUUCUUCAACAGAUUAUUUAUAGAGGGCAAAUUACAAGCUACUAAAUAGAUUUGCUAUGUAUUUUAGAACUUUUUUUUACUUUUUUACAAUGCAAAAUACUUUUUGUACUGAUAACUAACUCACUAAUUCAGUUCAUUGUUUUGUUUUUUUAACUAAUUCUAAUACCAUUUAAAUGUUUUCUAUAAAGCAAUUAUAUAUUUAAAGGAAUUAUAUAUUUGAUACCUGUAAACCAUUCACAAAUGGUCUCAAGCCUGUAUUUUAUUCUUUAUUUUGUGGAAUGGUGCCUAUGGUUACUCAGUGCUGCCCUCUUCUGUUCAAGUCAUGCCAGUAUGACAAAGUAGGAAUUUUUUUCCACUAUAUAAACUCUGUAUAAAAUUAAAUAAACAUUGUAUGCAAUUGUAUAUUUCACUCAUAUAUUCCUUUAUUUUUGUACUGUAUUUUUUUAAAUAAAGGUCCUUAAUUUCA